Molecule: messenger RNA, 1251 nt
Organism: Candidozyma auris
Lineage: Eukaryota; Fungi; Ascomycota; Pichiomycetes; Serinales; Metschnikowiaceae
Exons: 1
Coding region: 1-1251 (416 amino acids)
Source: RefSeq, a predicted model, not a curated record
AUGGCAACUGUCGUUAAGAAGAAAGCGGUGUACGUUCGGGGGCCAAAUGGCAUCUACCGGAAGAAGAGCUACGAUGCGCCUUCCAUCAUAUCCAAUGAUUCAGAGUUGACCAGACGGAAAGAUGAAGUGGACUCCGCUUUGAAUGACUUGAUGGUUUGUGGUUUCCAAGUCCAGGAGAACCCGCUCCCGACUACCAAAAGGGCUAAUAUGAAAACAAAGCGAGCCUCCCCAACAUCUAGCCUUGACUCAACUCACACAGCAGAGCAACCUUUUCGAAAGCCUUCUUCUCCUCGAAUCUCAUUCAAGGGACCUUUUGCGGAAAAUUCCCCCAAACUUUCAACGUCCAUAAUGGAGAGAAUCAACCUGUUCAGUGGGGGCUUCACGCCUCUGUCAGCCGCUAAUUUUGCAAUUCCAUAUGUCUUGGGAGUGCUAACAGCGGUGCUUAUUCAACAAAAAUGGGACGCCUUGGCCCAGUAUGCUAAAAUGUUAACCUAUUUGCUUUUCGUGGGGGUGUUCUGGGCCGUCUUGGCCACUGCUGCAUUCUGGUACGCUGGUAUUCUUACUAUUCCUAGCUGGGAAUGUGUCAGAGACACUCUACGAAAUGUCUUCUGGCGUGCUAACAUGCUUUCGUCUCCUGAAAAACCGGUCAAUUAUCACCUUGAUCACAGAGACAGAAGGACAGACAGUAUUGAUACCGAUACGGGGUCAGUUCUUCUGUCUGAUGCAGACUCUGAAAUCGAGCCCAAGUCCAAAAUGAGAACGGAGUCGGAACCUCAUCUUGUACGAGAGCCAUCCCCUCAAAGGCUAAUUAAUGUUCGUCCUUUUGUUCCUCCUAGGAGAGAUAGUGCUGACUCCAAAUUGAGUCAAGUCCCGCAGCCGCUAUUAAAUCGAUUUCAUACAGAUGGCGUAUCCACCGCCAAGAAGAGCCGAUUCCGUCUACAACUGCCAGAAAGAGAGCGCCCGAAGGAUCCGAGGCGGCACUCAUCUGCUUCCUUGGAACUCACUUCAAAAGAUUUGCAUAAGCCCCUACCAGCCUUGCGUAAGGCUCCUUUCGUAUCAGGUGAUUCCGAGUCUCUGGAUUUGCCUUUAGUUCAUGAGGUUAAGCUUAAGAGUAGGUUUGAUGAACAGUUAGAAGCAUUGCACAAAAACGGAGAAGGUAUAGGGAGACUGGACACAAUGCUCAGCAAGAACUCUAUGCUUGGUACGAGAGCAAACAAAAGGACAUUUUUGUCUAAUGUUGAUGAAGCUUAA